Salvelinus sp. IW2-2015 is the source of this 1101-nucleotide messenger RNA. RefSeq names its product POC1 centriolar protein homolog A. The record is from RefSeq and is a predicted model, not a curated record. Gene Ontology annotation, biological process: cilium assembly. Lineage: Eukaryota; Metazoa; Chordata; Actinopteri; Salmoniformes; Salmonidae. Gene Ontology annotation, molecular function: protein binding. Gene Ontology annotation, cellular component: ciliary basal body; centriole.
GCAAACUCAAACGACACUGGAGUUUGUUGUCAGCAACGUCGACUUCUAGCGUUUGUAAGCAGCAGGUGAUAUAGCAAAAAUCAUCAAACGACACUGUUUUAUGAAAAUAAUUAGCUAAUUAUAACUCGUCUGGGAACUUUGGAUGUACGGAAGCAUUUUAAUGACCGACAGUUUGCUUAUCGUGCGUAUUGAAGCCAGGAAGAACGCUAGGUAACGGUGUCUAACGUUGUGGAUAAUGAGUUGGCCUUGGUAACCAAGCAGCUGACAAGCCACCCAGUGAAUUUGUAAACAAUGUCUUGUGUUGCACAUCAAUUAUUAUUAUCUAUUUGUGUUGAACGUUACUGUAUUUGAGAACAGUUCGCUAGCUUACUAGGCAGUUUAGCUAGUUAUUUUCUGAGGGAGUUGUGCUUGUCCAUCACCUGAAGAUGACUUCCGCAUUGGAUGACCCAACCCUGGAGAGACACUUCAAGGGCCACAGAGACACCAUAACAAGCGUUGACUUCAACUGUAACAUGAAACAAAUUGCGACCGGCUCCAUGGACUCCUGUCUCAUGAUCUGGAACUUGAAGCCCCAAAUGAGAGCCUAUCGGUUCGUGGGACAUAAAGACGCUGUGACGUCAGUCCAGUUCUCUCCCUCCGGACACCUGGUGGCCUCGGCUUCCAGGGACAAGACUGUCCGCCUCUGGGUGCCCAGUGUUAAGGGCGAGUCCACCGUGUUCCGAGCCCACACCGGAACGGUCCGCAGUGUCAGUUUCUCCGGUGACGGACAGACCUUGGUCACCUCGUCCGACGACAAAACUCUCAAAGUCUGGACCGUUCACAGACAGAAGUUCCUUUUCUCUCUCAACCAACACAUGAACUGGGUCCGCUGUGCCAAGUUUUCACCAGACGGCAGGUUGAUAGUAUCGGCCAGUGACGACAAGAGCAUUAAGAUCUGGGACAAGAACAGUCAGGAGUGUAUCCACUCAUUCUAUGAACAUGGAGGGCAUGUGAACUACGCUGACUUCCACCCCAGUGGAACAUGCAUUGCUGCAGCUAGCACAGACAACACUGUCAAGGUCUGGGACAUCAGGACCAACAAAUUACUGCAGCAUUACCAAG